Molecule: messenger RNA, 564 nt
Organism: Pieris macdunnoughi
Lineage: Eukaryota; Metazoa; Arthropoda; Insecta; Lepidoptera; Pieridae
Source: the annotation of a GenBank genome assembly
AUGUUGCGUAAUUUAAUUAUCUCGGCUACUCGGACCAAUUUCCAGCUAACAUUAGUAAGGCAUAAAAAGAAGAAAUUCCCAAAGAUUGACAAAAAAAUACAAGCAGCUGCUGAAUCUCUUGCAUCUAGAGGGUUUCUUCGACCCAACAAACCUUGGGACCCACCAGUUGAUAUUGAAAAUGUAGUUCAUAAAAUCUGUUCUAAUUAUGGUCUCCAUGCUAAAUCAGAAUUUGAUUCCCUUGAAAUCAAAUACAAAGUUCUGAAGUCCUGCUUUGAAGAAACUGGUCAUGGUGUACCAAACUCUUUGCUACACACUAUUGAAACAGUAGAUGAUUUGCAAGAGUUUUAUGAAACACCUGUCAAUGUCUUAACACCAUUUGAUGCUCUCAAAAAGAUGGACCUGCCUAAAAAUCUCCAUGUACAAGAAGACUAUGUUAGAUUUCAUCCAGACAAAGAUACAUUAUUCAAUGGUGCAACAGCUUUUCCAAAAAGUUCAACUAUAGUUUCUGGUUUAAAAACACGGAAGAAAUAUGAAGGAUACACUGCAAAGAGAUCAUGGCCUUGA